This is a messenger RNA of Orycteropus afer afer, 891 nucleotides long. It is a transcript of the gene EMCN, whose product is annotated as endomucin. The record is from RefSeq and is a predicted model, not a curated record. Bases 1 to 891 code for a protein of 296 amino acids. NCBI's taxonomy places the organism in Eukaryota, Metazoa, Chordata, Mammalia, Tubulidentata, Orycteropodidae. The transcript is spliced from 11 exons.
AUGACUAUUACAGAAAAGAUUUCCUCACACAUGUGGUAUUCCUGCUCCUUAUUAUAUUUUUGGAGAAGGGAUGAGACCAAGAGUGUGAAGAAUACCUCCAGAGAUGUUGAAAGUACAACGAAUCAUACAUCAUCAACAGCUAUUUUGAUAACUAAAACAUCUGUAUUAACACCAAGCACAACAUUAUUAGCAAAUUCUGUUACAGAAUCAACAGUUGGAACAUCUCCUAAAGGAACAACCAACAGAGAAAUGUCAAAAUCAUCUUUGGUGUCAACACUUUCUUCAUUAACCACAGCAGUUAAAAGUACAGGAGCCACAACCAGUGAUGUCAUGAAGAAUGAGUCUAUCACUACAACUGCAACAGUGACAAAUACUGCACUUCCAAAUACUGCUCCAACAUUACCAAGUUCCCAACCCAAGACUGAGAAUCAGAGUUCAAUCAAAGCAACAGAGAGACCAGUUAACACUUUACAACCAGAGGCAUCACUUUCUAAAAGCACAUUCCCUUCAAUAUCAAGGUCAGAAAACAUCUUACAGUCUCAAGUAAUAGGCACUGAAAGUGGAAAAAAUGCAAGCUCUUCUUCAACCAGUCCCUCUUACUCCAGUAUUAUUUUGCCGGUGGUUAUUGCUUUGAUUGUAAUAACACUUUCAGUAUUUGUUCUGGUGGGUUUGUAUCGGAUGUGUCGGAAGACAGAUCCAGGUACACCAGAAAAUGGAAAUGAUCAACCUCAGUCUGAUAAAGAGAGUGUGAAGUUGCUCACUGUCAAGACAAUUUCUCAUGAGUCUGGCUUCUCUUCAGAUUCUAUGUCCCAGGACAGAAAAGGAGAAAGCCCUGUGGAAUCACCAAGCUUUUUCACCAGUCUUCACCAGCUGCCUGUCCCAAUAAAGUAA